This is a messenger RNA of Notolabrus celidotus (New Zealand spotty), 2966 nucleotides long. RefSeq names its product protein inhibitor of activated STAT, 1b (gene pias1b). Gene Ontology annotation, biological process: protein sumoylation; regulation of transcription by RNA polymerase II. Gene Ontology annotation, molecular function: SUMO ligase activity; transcription coregulator activity; zinc ion binding. The record is from RefSeq and is a predicted model, not a curated record. NCBI's taxonomy places the organism in Eukaryota, Metazoa, Chordata, Actinopteri, Labriformes, Labridae.
GUCCCUUGAGGAAGGCUUUUGCGCAUGCGCUCCUAAUGUAACAAGAUGGCGGAGAGUGCGGAACUGAAGCAAAUGGUAAUGAGCCUUCGAGUUUCGGAGCUCCAAGUGUUGUUGGGAUACGCAGGGCGAAAUAAGCACGGACGCAAACAUGAACUUUUGACCAAAGCCCUCCACCUACUUAAAGCUGGAUGCAGUCCAGCUGUGCAGAUGAAGAUUAAAGAGCUCUAUAGACGACGCUUCCCAACCAAAAUGGUUUCACCAGUGGACCUGGCUCUCCCCGGAGUUCACUCUGCCUCCAGCCUGCCCGCUGGCCUCGCUCAGCUGGGAUUUGACAGCCACGGUUCCCCUUCGCCUCUGCUACCUGUGUCUUUACUUGGGCCGAAGCAUGAGCUGAGCCUGCCGCACCUCCCCUCCGCCCUGCACCCUGUACACCCAGAUGUCAAGCUUCAGAGAUUGCCAUUCUACGACGUGCUGGAUGAGCUCAUUAAGCCCACCAGUCUGGUUUCAGACAACAGUCAGCGGUUCCAGGAAGCAUGUUAUGCCUUUGCAUUAACACCACAGCAAGUUCAACAAAUCAGCAGCUCCAUGGACAUAUCUGGGACCAAAUGUGACUUUGCUGUUCAAGUACAGUUAAGAUUUUGUUUAUCAGAGACAAGCUGUCCCCAGGAGGAUCUUCCCCCAAAUCUGUGUGUGAAGGUGAAUGGCAAACCCUGUAAUCUCCCGGGAUAUCUUCCUCCAACCAAAAACGGAGUUGAACCAAAAAGGCCCAGUCGCCCCAUCAAUAUAACCUCUCUUGUCCGACUGUCCACCACAGUUCCUAACACGAUUGUGGCGUCGUGGACUUCGGAAAUUGGGAGGAGUUUUUCCAUGGCUGUUUAUUUGGUAAGACAACAGUCGUCUGCAGUGUUGUUGCAAAGACUACGGGCCAAAGGAAUAAGAAACCCAGACCACUCGAGAGCUCUGAUCAAAGAGAAAUUAACAGCUGAUCCAGAGAGUGAAAUUGCCACCACCAGUCUACGAGUCUCUCUCCUGUGUCCUGUAACUGGGAAGAUGAGGCUGACAAUCCCCUGCAGAUCGAUGACAUGCUCUCACCUUCAGUGCUUUGAUGCUACACUUUAUAUCCAAAUGAACGAGAAGAAGCCCACUUGGGUGUGUCCCGUCUGUGACAAGAAGGCACCAUACGAGCACCUCAUUAUUGACGGAUUGUUUAUGGAAAUCUUGAAUAGUUGUUCUGAUUGUGAUGAAAUCCAGUUCAAAGAAGAUGGAAACUGGUGUCCCAUGAGGUCAAAGAAAGAGGUGCAGGAGGUGUCCGGUUCCUACAAUGGGGUAGAUAGUGGUAAAUUUUCCCGGUCAGACUCGCACGCCAAAAGGGGGUCCACUGACAACGGCAAAAAAGUUGAUGUGAUCGACCUGACUCUGGAUAGCUCGUCAGAGGACGAGCUUGAUGAUGAGCCACCUCCCAAAAGACCCUGUCCCUCGCUUUCGCCCGUCUCACCUCCAAAUAAAGGAGUACUAAACCUACACAGCCAGGGCUCACCUGUGAGCAGAGCUCCCAGCAUGCCCCCUGUGGAGACUAGUUACAUUCCUCCUCCUCCACGUCUUAUCCAGGACUACCGCCACUAUUAUCACUCAACUAGUGACCUGCCAGAUCUGAAUUUCUUCUCCUUCCUCCAAGGGGACAAUCAGCAUUACAACAUGGUAAUGGCUGCCGCAGCAGCUGCAUCAGCGUCAGAGGACCACGACCUGCUCCUCAACCGCUUCCUGCCCUACAGCUCCUCUCAGAUGAUGCGGGAGCAGCCAGGCACUCCUGGGAGCAGCACGCUGGUGGCCACUAACGGAGGCAGCACAGUGGCAGCACCAGUGUUGGUGUCUUCGAGCAGUCUACGGGAUCGAGAUAAAGACAGAGACAGGGACAGCCACUCCAUCUCAGGAUUGUCGAGGUCCUCGGUGGAAGCUGCAGCGGAUUUAGGCUCCAUGUCUGACGUUAUCUCUCUCGACUGAUCCGCGCAGAACUGAAAGACGCAGGAGAACCGCGAGAACAGGAGCUCUUUGUAAAUAAGGAAGAAGAAGAAGAAAGAAUACAGUGCUAUGUACAGAGAGGAAAAUCUAUUUUCAAUUUUACUUAUCAUAUGUAUAUAAACUUAGGACGCUUCUUGUCCGGUGAGUUACUUCAGUUGAUAUUUUUCUGUGAAUACUGAAGACUUUUUCACACCUCUUCAUGUGGUCCUUUGAUUAUAUGUACCUUUUGUACUGGUUUUUACAGUUUUGUUUGAUAUUCCAUGUUGACGGCAUUAUUUCAGUAUAAUGUUAUGUGCACAGAACCAAUAAGGUGACACCUUAUGGAACAUUAACUUUAGAGCAUAAAGAAAAUGGCAUUGUAAUAGUAACUUAUACAAAAGGCAGGUUGAAGCAAACAGGAACAUGGGUAUCUCUUUCUUUACUUUCUAAAUAGCACCAUUUCUGUCAAAUGUUUUGACAGCAGAGAGAUCUGGUGAUUUUUUUUGCCAUCACUGUAGAUUUUUCUGUACGACAUCCAUGCUGUGGUCAUGUUAUUUUUAAGAAAUUAUUUAUGAUGUAAGUUAUGUUGGAUGUAUGCUGUUUUUUAAAGAGCAUUCCCUCUGCCUCUAGGAACUGUUGCCACUAGAAAUGCAAAAAAGCAAACGCUAGAUCCUUCUGUUGUCAUAAAUCUGCACUCUCUUCAGUCCAAUCAAAUACGAACAAUAUUGUACAGUUCAGACAGUACCUGAAAAAGCAUAAGAAUUGGAGUGUAUCAGCAUUGUAAACCAGCUUUUUUUAGUGUGUGAAUGAAUGGCACUCGUCCCAUCCAUCAAACAGCCUUCUGUUGUCAUACAAUUGGACCUUUUAUGCUCAUAUAAUAUUGCAAUAUUGUGUCAUUUUCUUUUAAACUAUGUGUGUGUUUUUUUUAAUAUAACUCUUAAAGAAUAUACACAGAAAUUCAAAGUCAA